CGGGACACUUUUGUGCGUUUCUCUCCAAGAGCGCCUCUCGCGCUCGCCCCGCCUGCGCUCGCUGCUUCUCCUUUACCCUCCUUUCACCUCCUCUUUCUCUCCCCCCUCUUUUUUUUCCCCCCUUGCUCCCUUUUCUUCUUUCGGGUUCUCUCCCAGAGUUGUGACUGUGCGGCUUGUUGCCCCCCUCUUCUUGUCCCCCCCCGCCCCAGGUUCCUUCUCCCUCCCCCUCCCCCUGAUUUCCCCCCUUUCCCCUCCCCGGGGUGUGGAGUAACUUUUUUUUUCCCCCCCAAGCUUCUCUCCUCCUUCUCUCUCUUUUUUCCCCCUUCUUAUAUGUGACCAUGGCAGUGCCGGCGGCUUUGAUCCCUCCGACCCAGCUGGUCCCCCCGCAACCCCCGAUCUCCACGUCCGCUGCCUCCUCGGGCACCACCACCUCCACCUCGUCGGCGACCUCGUCUCCGGCUCCGUCCAUCGGGCCCCCGGCGUCCUCCGGGCCCCCGACUCUGUUCCGGCCCGAGCCCAUCGCGGCGGCGGCGGCGGCCACCGUCACCUCCAGCGGCGGCGGCGGCAACGGAGGCGGCGGCAGCGCGGGCAACGGAGGCGGCGGCGGCGGCGGCGGUGGCGGCGGCGGCGGCGGCGGCGGCGGCGGCGGCGGCGGCGGCGGCAGCGGCGGCAGCGGCGGCGGCAGCAGCAGCAGCAGCAGCAGCAGCAGCAGCAACUGCAACCCCAGCCUGGCGACCUCGAGCAGCGGCGGCAGCAUUAACGCAGGCGGCGGCGGCGGCGCCUCCAGCACCCCUCUCAACGCCAGCACCGGCAGCAGCAGCAGCAGCAGUAGCAGCAGCAGCAGCAGCAGUAGCAGCAGCAGCAGCAGCAGCAGCAGUAGCAGCAGCAGCUGCGGCCCCCUCCCCGGGAAACCCGUGUACUCGACCCCGUCCCCAGUGGAAAACACCCCCCAGAAUAAUGAGUGCAAAAUGGUGGAUCUGAGGGGGGCCAAAGUGGCUUCCUUCACCGUGGAGGGCUGCGAGCUCAUCUGCCUGCCCCAGGCGUUCGACCUGUUUCUGAAGCACUUGGUGGGGGGCUUGCACACGGUCUACACCAAGCUGAAGCGGCUGGAGAUCACGCCGGUGGUGUGUAAUGUGGAACAGGUUCGCAUCCUGAGGGGACUGGGCGCCAUCCAGCCCGGAGUGAACCGCUGCAAACUCAUCUCCAGGAAGGACUUCGAGACCCUCUACAAUGACUGCACCAACGCAAGUUCUAGACCUGGAAGACCUCCUAAGAGGACUCAAAGUGUCACCUCCCCAGAGAACUCUCAUAUCAUGCCACAUUCUGUCCCUGGCCUCAUGUCUCCUGGGAUAAUCCCACCAACAGGUCUGACAGCAGCAGCUGCAGCAGCUGCGGCUGCUACCAAUGCAGCUAUUGCCGAAGCAAUGAAGGUGAAAAAAAUCAAAUUAGAAGCUAUGAGCAACUAUCACGCCAGUAAUAACCAACAUGGAGCAGAUUCUGAAAAUGGGGACAUGAAUUCAAGUGUCGGCAGCAGUGAUGGUUCUUGGGAUAAGGAAACCCUGUACUCUUACCCACCCCAGGGAUCUCAGGCUUCUGUUACUCACCCCCGCAUGUCUGCAGCGCAUAGUCAUCCACUUAGUCAUCCUCUCCACCAUCUUCAGCAGAGUCACCUUCUGCCAAAUGGACUGGAACUUCCUUUUAUGAUGAUGCCCCAUCCUCUGAUUCCUGUCAGCCUACCUCCAGCAUCUGUUACCAUGGCAAUGAGCCAGAUGAACCAUCUCAGCACGAUUGCAAAUAUGGCGGCGGCAGCACAAGUGCAGAGUCCCCCAUCUAGAGUUGAGACAUCUGUUAUUAAGGAGCGCGUCCCAGACAGCCCCUCUCCUGCACCCUCUCUGGAGGAGGGCCGAAGGCCUGGCAGCCACCCAUCAUCACAUCGCAGCAGCAGCGUGUCCAGCUCCCCGGCACGAACCGAGAGCUCUUCUGACAGAAUCCCUGUCCAUCAGAAUGGGUUGUCCAUGAAUCAGAUGCUGAUGGGCUUGUCACCAAACAUACUCCCUGGUCCAAAAGAAGGAGACUUGGCUGGUCAUGACAUCGGUCAUGAGUCAAAAAGGAUGCAUAUUGAGAAAGAUGAGACCCCGCUUUCCACACCAACCGCAAGAGACAGCCUUGACAAACUUUCUCUAACUGGGCAUGGACAACCACUACCUCCGGGUUUUCCAUCUCCUUUUCUGUUUCCUGAUGGAUUGUCUUCUAUAGAGACCCUCCUGACUAACAUACAGGGGCUUUUGAAAGUUGCCAUAGAUAAUGCCAGAGCUCAAGAAAAACAGGUUCAACUGGAGAAAACAGAGCUAAAGAUGGAUUUUUUAAGGGAAAGAGAACUAAGAGAAACACUCGAGAAGCAGUUGGCUAUGGAACAAAAGAACAGAGCCAUAGUUCAGAAGAGACUAAAGAAAGAGAAGAAGGCAAAAAGAAAAUUGCAGGAAGCACUGGAAUUUGAGACAAAACGACGUGAGCAAGCAGAACAAACCUUAAAACAGGCAGCUUCAACAGAGAGUCUCAGGGUCUUAAAUGACUCUCUGACCCCAGAGAUAGAAGCUGACCGCAGUGGCGGCAGAACAGAUGCUGAAAGGACAAUACAAGAGAGCUGACAACUACAUAAAGAUGGAAGACUGUAUUUGAAAACUACUGUCAUGUACUGAAUUUUUCCUGUUGAAGAAGUUCAUGUUAUAAUAAAGAAUUUUGCAGUUAGACAUUCGCCAUUGGAAGUUUGGUGAAAAAUAAAGUCCUUUGAAGGGAACUUCCUCAAUUUUGUGUAUUGAUGUUCUUUAAAAGUUUAAGUAUUCAACUACAACAAAAGUUUCCUCCAUUGAUUUUUCACCUGUGGUUCAUGCCAGAGACCUGAGAAUGUUUGUAAAUGUACAAGUAUCAAACUUCUUACAGCUAAUAACUGCAACUUUGCUGCUGGACCCUUGUAUACGGAGUAAAAAGCAGGUCUGAAUAAGACCUAGCAUUGUUUUUUUUUUUUAAUGGAAUGAACCAUUUUCCUCUUCUGAAAAUUCUGUACCUGAGCACAUCAAUAGACUCUUGUUGCAGUGGUCACACAAAUUUGCAGAAUUAUAUCCUCCAGAAACCAGCAAGAACAGUUGGAAAUAAACUUUUGUGGGAGGGGGGAGGGGCAUAAAGGAUUCCUUUAAAAAUCAGAAAAUAAAGAAUACUGCUCUGUUACAUUCAAUCUUAAACUCACUCCCUACCUGUGGGUUUUCUCCUGAAGAUUUUUUUCACAUGCUUUCCAAAAGACCAACAAGUGGAUGUGGAGAAUAACAUAGUGAAAUAUCAUUUUACAGAUCUGAAAAGAAGCAUUAAGUAUAAGUCAAACCGUUUCACUGAUGGUCUCUUUUCUUAAAAAAAAAAACAAAAAAACAAAAAACAGAAAAUACAAGUGUAACGCAUUUUCAUUCCAAACUGGUAGUGAUAUAUAGAAUUUAAAAUAAUAAUGAUGCUUCUUAUUCAAACUGUUGGUCAAAUGUACAGUAUAUAAACAUAAACAUACAAGGAAGGUAUUAUGUAUGCAGUAGUAUAAUAGAGUUUAGGAAAAUGAAAACUUUAGAAAUAUGUUUUGUCACCCUGUUGGUCAGAAAGACACCUUUCUGGUUUUAACGCAUGCAGGCAUGUAAAUAUUUGUCUGGAGUCACAGUAUUAAUGAAUGAGAUCAUAAGCAUCUGGUGACAUCAGAACUGUGUCUCAGUCACUUUUAUUUGUAUAUUGAACUCGUUAGUGCCCCAAACAGCACUAUUGAGAAUGGAUUGUGGCUGGACAGUAAAAUCAAAACACCAGAAAUAUUUUUAUAUGUUAAUGUCAUAUUAUGUUAAUGUUGCUGAAAAACAAAACCUAACAAACCCUUGAUGUGUCAGUUCAAUACCAUGUAGCACUGAAUGAUAAAGUUAAAAUGUAUUGUGUUUCCCACCCUAGUCAGAGGGAAGGGUGGCUACCUGUUAUUUUCACUGUCUAUUUGGAAGUUGCAGUAUGUGUUUUCACUUUUGUGCAGAUAACUGGAAGUAAACUGCAAACAGUGCUUAUUACAUGCUGAAGUUACCUUCUCUGUGGUUUCACCUAUAUAUGAUGUUACACCUUUAAAGACUGAUGUUAUGAAUCAGUACAGUUGCUGUACAUUUUAUGAUUUUGCUGUCAUCUUAAAAUUUUAUGAUCGUAACUAUUUAUUACCAUUAAUAGCAAAAUCUUAAAUGACCAAGAAUAUUUGCUAUUUGCUUAAAAAUGUUUAAAGAUAGUUCUAAUUGGGUGUUAAUUAUUUGGUCAAGAAAAAAAUAACAUUAUAGAUAUUCUGGCACUAAGCUUCUAUAGUUUUUAGGUCUUCCUUGCAAUACUGGAACAUAUCUCUUGUGUAGCUUGCUAUUAAUCAUCUAAGUCCAUUUUUAAUACAUAAAAGUUAUAUAUACAAUUCCUAUUUUAGCUUGCUUAAAGGGAGCGAUAUUUUUAUUUAAUGUAUUGUUAGUAAGUGCAUUAUAGAAACUUGGUUUUCGAAGCAUUAUUCUUCCAUAACCAUCUUUUCUUAUAUGAGCACAGCACAUUUUAUUCCUAAUUAUAUGUAUUUCUUCUUUUUUUUCCCUAUAUGCAGUCUUUAAAGGAUUACAACACUUAUAAUUGGAAGAACUUGUGGCAAGCUUUUGAAUCACGCAUUUUUUGAAAGAUUUUUUAAAAAGCCUCCAACUUACAUAUGUAGUAGAAUCUGCCGUUGCUCUGCUCCUUGCAUAGAGUCACCUGUUAGAUAGAUUAAAUAGUUUUAAAAUACACAUUUUCAAGCCCUUUGAGAAUGCUUUAGAGUUUGGUUCAAUUAAAAUAAAUGAAAUUUUAGCAAGGAUUAAAGUAAAAAUGCUAUCAGCUAAACAUCACGAGAAUCUUACUAACAUGUUGUAAAUAUUAUGAUUCAUAAAAUGUUAUUUUAAGUCUGUAACUUAAAGUUUUCCCCAUUUUUUAGUUAUACUGGUUGGUUUGUAAUUUGUUUUUUUGGUAUAAACAAGUAAAAUUGUGCUCAUUUUAUGGUUUCCAUACUUUUGUAAUUCUGAAAAUAUUAUUGUCUAGUUGUUCUAUAUUAUAACCACAUUUGUGCUCUAUGCAAGCCCUUGGAACAGAACAUACUCAUCUUCAUGUAGGACCUAUGAAAAUUGUCUAUUUUUAUCUAUAUAUUUAAAGUUUUCUAAAAAUGAUAAAAGGUUAUUACGAAUUUUGUUGUACAAAAUCUGUACAAAAAUCUGUUUUUACAUCAUAAUGCAAGAAUUGGAAAUUUUUCUAUGGUAGCCUAGUUCUUUGAGCCUGGUUUCAAUGUGAGAACCACGUUUACUGUUAUUGUAUUUAAUUUUCUUUUUCUUUUCAACAAUCUCCUAAUAAAACUGUCUGAAAUCUU
Sorex araneus (European shrew) is the source of this 5419-nucleotide messenger RNA. It is a transcript of the gene DACH1, whose product is annotated as dachshund family transcription factor 1. Bases 339 to 2648 code for a protein of 769 amino acids. The record is from RefSeq and is a predicted model, not a curated record. NCBI's taxonomy places the organism in Eukaryota, Metazoa, Chordata, Mammalia, Eulipotyphla, Soricidae. The transcript is spliced from 13 exons.